Molecule: messenger RNA, 2109 nt
Organism: Fonsecaea nubica
Lineage: Eukaryota; Fungi; Ascomycota; Eurotiomycetes; Chaetothyriales; Herpotrichiellaceae
Exons: 1
Coding region: 1-2109 (702 amino acids)
Source: RefSeq, a predicted model, not a curated record
AUGUCCUUCCACGAUAGCAUUGUCGACGCCACCAUCGCCGACUUGUCACAAGCUCUAUGCCACGGAAAGUUGACUUCAGUUGACCUGGUUGCCAAGUAUCUGCAUCGCAUCAGUGCAUAUGACUGCAGAACCACCACCCUCAACUCAAUUCCACUCAUCAACGAGAAUGUUUUCGAAGAAGCAGCCGCGGCAGACGACCGACGUGCUGCUGGUCAAGCACAUGGUCCCCUUGAAGGACUUCCUUUCACGGUCAAGGACAGCUACAAGGUUCGCGGGAUGACUGUGGCUAGUGGCUCGGAGGCCUUUGAGAACCUCGUUGCCGAUGAGGAUGCAUUCACUGUGCGAGCUCUGCGAGACGCGGGGGCUGUCCUGAUGGGCAGGACAAACAUGUGUCCUAUGGCAUACGGCGGAAUGCUUCGUGGUGUUUAUGGUCGAGCAGAGAGUCCGUACAACAAGGACUACCUAGCGGCCGCGUUUGGAUCCGGCUCUUCCAAUGGGAGUGGUGUCUCUGUUGCAGCAUCGUUUGCCGCCUUCGGUAUGGGCGAAGAAACGGUGUCGUCCGGCCGCUCUCCCGCUUCAAAUAACGCCUUAGUAGCUUACACUCCAUCGCGAGGACUCAUAUCAAUCCGCGGCAACUGGCCACUGUAUCCAACCUGCGAUGUUGUUGUUCCUCAUACACGCAGCAUGGGCGAUAUGUUCGUUCUAAUGAAUGUGCUUACCAGACAGGACCCAGAGACCGUAGGAGAUUUCUGGAGAGAUCAACCAUUUUUACAGCUUCCAGCGUCGUCAGGGUCUGACAUUUCGAAGCCUUCGAUCACUACCAAGGACCCGGGAUGUCUCAAUGGAAAGCGGAUUGCAGUCCCCCAAAUUUACAUCAAGCAGCAAGACGGCGGACCGUUGAUAUCCCAAGCCAUCGAGCCUCUAUGGCAUCAGGCACAGGUCGACCUUGAAGCCGCGGGUGCGACUGUCGAGAUAAUCCCAGAUCUCCCAGUGCUACGUAUAUACGAACAAAUGCUUCGCAAGCCCGAAGGUGACGACACAUCACCCUCUCUUCCAUAUCUGCCGGAUGACUGGAACAGCACUGAGAGGGGGCUUUUGAUCGCUCAUGCCUGGGAAGACUUCCUGCAGAACAACCACGACCCGCACAUCCAGUCAUUGACACAGGUAGAACCAAUCAAGAUCUUCCCUCACAUGCCACGCGAUAAUCCUCAAGUCAAGUUUACCGAACCAGCCAAUGCUGUCCACUGGGGAAAGUUGGCAGGCUACGUUGCCAAUCGACCCCCUACUAGCAGACCAGGCAAGAGCGCCAUCUACGACGUUCCACAUCUUGAGAGUGCCGUGCGAGCUCUCGAACAAAUCCGAACCCGUUUCUUCGAGGAUUGGAUGUCGACCCAUGACUAUGACUUUGUCGCCUUCCCCGCUGCAGGCGAUGUUGCCCGCGCCGACGCGGACAUUGACGACAAGAGUGCCCAGCACGCCUGGACGGAUGGGGUCAAAUACAGUCAUGGCAACAGAGCGUUGCGACACUUGGGAAUCCCUAGCGUGACGGUGCCAAUGGGAAUCCUUGCGGACUCGAGGAUGCCCAUGGGUUUGACGUUGUUGGGUCGGGCUUACCAUGAUCAUGACUUGCUGCAGGCCGGUUAUGCAUAUGAACAGCAAAGCAAGAAACGAGUCGUGCCGCCACUGACGCCAGCAUUACCGUCGGAUGUGAUCCCAACACAGAGACAGGUGUUGUCCAAAGCGAGGCCAAACCUGACAAUAACAAGAUGCAACGCCAGUCCAGGUCAAGAUGGCGAUCUGUCCGUUUCGAUCGAGGGGUCACUCUCUGCGGUAGGGGGAUCGGGUGAAGCUUUCAAACCUAUCCUGGAGAUCUACAUCGACGGUCAGCUUGUUCCCCCAUCAUCGAUCACGAUUCAACCACCAACCAUCGGAGAUGGGGAUUCGCACGUUUCAAACUUCGUCUGCGAACACCAGGCACUUCGACCACCAAUAACAGACGACCGCAAUCGCGUAGUCGGCAAGAUCGCCAGAGACAGUACAAUGGUCAUGAUUCUCGCGCGAAAUGGACAAGACAGCCGGCAAUCGGGGUAUGUGAAGCUGCUACACUGA